AUGAGCUCUUAUAUACAAUCUCAAUUUGCUGUUUCUGACAAACAAAUCUUUGACUUUCAAAAACCCUAAGAGUGUUCUGAUUCAGAAGAAGAAGAAAUACGCUUAUAACUAUUAUUUAUGAAUAAUAAGGAUUCGAAAAAAUAAAAGAAACUAUUUGAUAUUGAAAGCAUCAAAGCUGAACUUAAUAGUAGACCAGCACUUGAAAUAGAAUAAUAAACUUAGAAAUUUGGUAAAAAAAUACAAAAAGCGAGUAUGAGAUAAUUACCAAAUUUGUUUAUUCCAACUUCUUCAUUGUUGAUUGAGUAAUUGGGAAAUAUUCGAGCAAUUAAAAUGAUGAAAGAGUAAGUUCCUCCAGAGGUAAUGCAUAAAGUAUACACAUAAUUAAGGUAUAUAAUGAAUUCCAUAUAGAUAUUAGUAUGUUUCAGCAUUCAAUGUAAUUUAUAGAUAAGGAGAUCAAAACAAACGUUAUUAUAUUAUGUUGGAUGGUAGAUGUGUAGUCAUGAAACCCAAAGAAAAAAUGGUAGGAAUCCAAAAAGUAGAAUUAGAUAUAGAAAAUUAAACGACUGAUAAUAAAGUACCUCAAGAUCCAUAUGGUUUAAAAAAUCUAUUUCCUGAUUACCUAGUUGUGAAGGUAAUGUUUUAAGGAGAGUAAUUUAUAUAUAUAUAUAUAUCAUUAGUUCAUUUGGAGAAGUAGCAAUUAAAUUAGAGAGUUCACGUGCAUCCACAGUCUUUGCAGUUGAAAAUACUCAUUUAUUAUAUAUGAGUGAGGCAGCUUAUAUUUAGUUACUUGAUCCUUAUUUAAGUUAAGUACUUGAAGAGAAGAUCUAAUACUUUAAAAAGAAUGUUAUCUUUACAUCUGUUGAAACUGAUAUUAAUGAAAUCAUGGGUAUUUUACUUGAAUGUCAUAAAAUCACCUAUAAAGCAGGAGAAACUAUUUAUGAUGAAGGUAAUAGAUCUAGUUACAUUUAUUUUAUUAUAAGUGGAGAAGUUGAAUUAUCUAAAAAGGUUGCUGAUACUAAUUUAGUAUUAUCAUCUUAUGGAGAAUACUAAUAAUUUGGGGAAGUUGAAAUACUAAAUAAAGUUGAAAGAUUUACUAAAGCUAGAGUAAUUACUCCUAGAUUGAUUGUCUAUAAAAUAAGGAAGACAAAAUUCUUUAAUAAUUUGGGUAAUUUUCUUGUCUAUGAAAAUAUGAAAAGGAAAUCUAUUCUCAUCUAUAAGCAUUGGAAACUAAUAUUCAGUUCUGCUUAAUUUUAAAUUAAUAAAGAUUCUGAUGUAAUCAAUUACAUAUAUUAUUAAGCCUUAUCUAAGUUCACAUCGUAAAAAAUUAUAAUCAAAAAUAUCUAAACAUGAAAGUUCAAAUUAAAGUUUAAGUCAAGUAUAAGUCUUUUAGCAUAUGACUGAUGCAGGUAUUAUUCCAGAUGAUUAACAUUGUUUUGCAUCUGAUGAUCAAGGUUCCAAACGAUGUUAUAGCAAUGCCUUGUAAUAAUAUUAGGCAAAAUUAAAAAAAUAAGGAAAUCGUGCUUCCUAAUAAGAAUCAGCUGCAAAAUAAAUUAGAGAUAAGUAAUUAUAUUUCUAAUAUUAUAGAACUUUUACAACAGAAGAUUAUUAAUCUCCAAAGAAUGUAGUACAUGGGAAAUUUUCAUUUCAUGUUAAAUUGCCUAAUAUUAGUCCAAAUAAAGUGUUACCUUAAAUGAAUUUAGAUUAAAUACUUGAUUCAAUUACUAAACUUCCUAAGGUUCCACCUGAUAAUCUUGUUAUAUCUUUAAUGUAUUAAUAAGCUUAUAAAUCUAAUAAUCCUGAUAAAAGAGCAAGAUAAAUAUAAUAAGUUAUACAAGCCUCUUUCAGGAAUGUUAGAAAGCAUCUAGAAUCAAAAGAAAAAUUAUAAUUAAAACCUAGAUUUAAAUCAUAAGAUUCAUUAUUAAAAAACUUAAGAAUGAAUGAUAAUAUUGAAGAAAAGAAAGAAAAAAUAGAUUAUCUUAACUUUGUUCAUCCAAAAUAAUUAUUUUGA
This is a messenger RNA of Paramecium pentaurelia, 2008 nucleotides long. Lineage: Eukaryota; Ciliophora; Oligohymenophorea; Peniculida; Parameciidae. The record is from the annotation of a GenBank genome assembly.